CCGAGGCAGGGUGACCCAAAAAGAAAAUCCCCAAAAAGAAAACACUUUCAUCAUCAUUCAACACUUUCACCUCACACAUGAUCACUGUUUUUGCAGAGGUGCCCAGAAUACAACAGUUUGGAAGUAUAUGCGUAUAAAAAUACACAAUAUAUCCCUCCAAACUGCCAAUAUCUCAAGCCCCUCCUUUAGAGUGCAGACAUUGUACUUCCCAUUUCAAGGACUCAAGUCCAGUUAUAUAAAAUAACCGGUUUCCCUGAAUCCCUUCAUUAAAUAUUACCCUGCUCACACUCCAACAGCUCAUCAGGUCCCAAAUACCAUUUGUCUCCAUUCACUCCUAUCUAACACGCUCAUGCACGCUUGCUGGAAGUCCAAACCCCUCGCCCACAACACCUCCUUUACCCCCUCCCUCCAACCUUUUCGAGGACGACCCCUAUAAUAAAAAGCCAGACUUAAGCCAUAUUAAAAUGCACACAGGAGAGAAACCAUAUAAGUGUUCAGAGUUUCUAAAGGCCUUUUCACAUAAAUCGAGUCUUAAUAAACAUGAGAGGAUUCAUACAGGAGACAAACCCUAUCAGUGCUCAGAGUGUCUUAAGGGAUUUUCACAAAAGGCACAUUUAGACACCCACUUAAGUGUUCAUGCAGGUGGCAAACCAUAUCAGUGUUCAGAGUGCCUAAAGGCUUUUUCACGAAAAUCAAAUCUAAUAACUCACCGGCGAGUUCAUACUGGUGACAAACCAUUUCAGUGUUCAGAGUGCCUAAAAGCCUUUUCAAAUAAAUCAAGUCUCACUAAACAUGAGAGGAUUCAUACAGGUGACAAACCAUUUCAAUGUUCGGUGUGCCUAAAAGCUUUUUCAAAUAAAUCUGGCCUCGCUAAACAUAAGAGAAUUCAUACAGGUGACAAACCACAUCAGUGUUCAGAAUGCCUAAAGUCUUUUUUACAUAAAUCAAGUCUCAAUAAUCAUGAGAGCAUUCAUACAGGACAUAAACCAUUUCAAUGUUCAGAGUGCUUAAAGGCCUUUUCAAGUAAAUCAGGUCUUAGUAAACAUGAAAGAGUUCAUACUGGUGACAAACCAUAUCACUGUUCAGAAUGUUUGAAGGGCUUUUCACAAAAAUCAAGUCUAAUAGAUCACCUACGAGUUCAUACAGGUGACAAACCAUAUCACUGUUCAGAAUGUCUAAAGUGCUUUUCACGAAACUCGAGUUUAAUACAUCACCGGAGAGUUCAUACUGGUGACAAACCAUAUCAGUGUUCAGAGUGUCUUAAGGGCUUUUCACAAAAAUCAAGUUUAAUACAUCAUCUAAGAGUUCAUACAGGAGAGACACCAUUUCAAUGUUCAGUGUGCCUAAAGGCCUUCUCACAAAAAUCACAAUUAAGCACCCAUAUGAGAGUUCAUACAGGUGACAAACCGUACCAGUGUUCAGAGUGCUUUAAGGCCUUUUCUGAUAAAUCAAGUCGAAAUAAACAUGAGAUGGCUCAUAAAGGGGAAAAACCACAUCAGUGUUCAGAGUGUCUAAAAGCCUUUUCAGUAAAAUCCUAUCUAAUAGACCAUUUGAAAGUUCAUACACAUGAUAAACCAUAUCAGUGUUCAGUGUGUCCAAAAGCCUUUAAACAUAAAUCAAAUUUAAGUAAACAUGAGAGAGUUCAUACAGGUAACAAACCAUACCAGUGUUCAGAGUGCCUAAAGGUUUUUUCCUACAAAUCAAGUCUAAAUAAACACAAGAUAGCUCAUAAAGGUGAAAAACCACAUCAGUGUUAGUGUCUAAAAGCGUUUUCAGUAAAAUCAAAUCUGAUAGAUCAUUUGAGAAUUCUUAAAGGCAACAGACUAUAUCAGUGUUCAGUAUGCAUAAAGGCCUUUUCAAAUAAAUCGAAUCUGAAUAAACCACAUCAAUGUUCAUAGUGUCUAAAAGGCCUUUUUAAGAAAAAUAGUCUAAUAGAUCGCCCGAGAGUGCAUGUACUAAACAAACCAUAUCUUCUCAGAGUUCAUUAAAAUCUUUUCCCUCAAAUCGAGUCUAAUACAGCACCUGAGAAUUCAUACAGGAGACAAGUAAACUACAUCAGUGUAGAAGCCAUAUUAAUGUUUAAUGUCUCAAGAUUUUAAAAGUAUAUCUUUAACAUAACUGUAAAAAUGUAAUUAAAUUUUUAUUCCAAACAA
Messenger RNA from Cherax quadricarinatus, 2153 nucleotides. RefSeq names its product zinc finger protein 84-like. Lineage: Eukaryota; Metazoa; Arthropoda; Malacostraca; Decapoda; Parastacidae. The record is from RefSeq and is a predicted model, not a curated record.